AUCGAAUAGACGACAAUUGGGGUUCCAUCUCUGCAACCGACGCGGACAUUAGAAGAAACUUACUAAAGUAGAGUAAAUUAAUUAAUUAAUCAGCCGAGGCAGACAUCACGAUCAAUGUACAUGGAGAAUGCCGAAAAAGACUGAAUUCCACACCGCGCAAGGGCAAGUGCAAUAAACGCCGAGUGCGGCGAUCAAAGAACGCAAUAUAGAAAAAGUGAGGCACACGAAAAAAAACUCAUUUCGCUGCCUGUGUGUAAAUGCAAAUGGUUUAUUUUUGUGCAGCAACAACAACAACACAACAUCAGCAUCAACACAGAGGCAGAAAAGGCGAAAAUAACUAGUAAAGCUAAAUAUGAAUAAAUGUGUAUGUGUGCGGGUCGCGUUAAAGAAAAUUAGAUAAAAAGCCAAAUGAAAUUAGCUCACGCCUGAAUUUCGAGUUUCGGUUCGUUGCAAGGUGAACGAAAAGGCGAAAAGCAAUCAAAACAGUUUUUCCAUUUUCCCAGUGUGCGUGUGCAGUAGCAAAACCACCUGCAUUGGUUAUAUAUAUAUGCGGUUAAAAAAACAACAAAUUGCUAGGUAAAAAACGGAACUUGCACCUAGGAUAUAUACAAACACAUGCUGGCUGUAUGCGUGUGUGUGUGUGCAUGGCCGUAAAGGCUGACUGACUGAUAAAAAAGGAAACAAAAAAAUAACAAGAAAAAUAAUAUAUACACAUAGACACACACCAACGCAGCGGGCCACCAAUACCUCGGCACAAUUUCUUGGAGGCAGCCUGUCAUAAAUAAGCACAAGAAAGCCGUUGUCGAAGCAACCGGGAGGGCAAAGAACCUGAACCUGGCGAGAAUUGCAGGGACCCAGAAGAAUUGUAGACACAUUCGUGCCGUUGCGAGAACCCUUCCAAUGUCCAAUAAAAUCAACCCGAAGCGCCGCGAACCGACAGCAGCAGCAGCAGGAGCCGGUGCCACGGGAGUGGCCCCCAACACGAGCACAUCGACCGGAUCCUCCAGUGCCGGCAACACGUCCUCGGCCAACACAUCCUCGUCGUCCAGCUCCUCGCUGUCGUCCGCCGGUGGCGGUGAUGCGGGCAUGUCCGCCGACUUGACCUCGCUGUUUGAAUGCCCCGUGUGCUUUGACUAUGUGCUACCGCCGAUCCUGCAGUGCUCCAGCGGGCACCUGGUGUGCGUGUCCUGUCGCUCCAAGCUCACCUGCUGCCCCACCUGCCGCGGUCCGCUGGCGAAUAUCCGCAACCUGGCGAUGGAAAAGGUUGCCUCGAACGUCAAGUUCCCGUGCAAGCACUCCGGCUACGGAUGCACCGCCUCGCUGGUUUACACGGAAAAGACAGAACACGAGGAGACGUGCGAGUGCCGGCCCUACCUGUGUCCGUGCCCGGGCGCCAGCUGCAAGUGGCAGGGCCCGUUGGACCUAGUCAUGCAGCAUCUGAUGAUGUCGCACAAGAGCAUUACAACGCUGCAGGGCGAGGACAUCGUGUUCCUGGCCACAGACAUCAACCUGCCCGGCGCCGUCGACUGGGUAAUGAUGCAGUCCUGCUUCGGCCACCAUUUUAUGCUCGUGCUGGAGAAGCAGGAGAAGUACGACGGACACCAGCAGUUCUUUGCAAUCGUUCAGCUAAUAGGGUCGCGCAAGGAAGCGGAGAACUUUGUCUACCGCCUAGAGUUGAACGGAAACCGACGCCGGCUGACCUGGGAGGCAAUGCCGCGUUCGAUUCACGAGGGCGUCGCUUCCGCAAUUCACAACUCGGACUGCCUGGUGUUCGACACGUCGAUUGCGCAACUGUUCGCCGACAAUGGCAACCUGGGCAUCAACGUGACCAUAUCUCUGGUCUAAACGCACUGUCAAUUCGUCGAGUUCUUUCAUUUCUUGUGUUUACUAUUCCGAUACAAAUACAUAUAUAGUUUAUAGCCCUCUGUUCGCAUCAGGCGUCUAACUCGUGGACAGAUUGUGAGUCUGGAGAUUAAGAAGAAUGAGUUUUGCAGAGUUGUUUUAUAAAAAUGAUUCUCUAUUCUAAGAGCCACUUACAUGCAUAUGUAUAUAUAUCUAUGGAAAUAUCAGGCUGUUUCGAUUAUCACAUUCGACACGAUAUCGCAGUUUUCUUUGAUUUAUAAAUUAGGUAAAAUGAUUGUUUUGUGCUCGCACACCAAUGACAAAUUGUCUGAAUAUAAAACUGGCUAAGAGACUCACAAUUUUCCAAAUCGAAAUGGAAAGCGUUUGAAAGCUAUUGCUAAGUGAUGUUCAGUGUUUAUUGCACACGUUCGUUAAACCUGUAAAACCGCGUUUAAAGUUCGUAUUUUGAUUUUCUGUUUGCUCAUGAGUGUGUGUAAAUCGACUCAUUUGCUGAAAAAUUUCCAAUACUUUUGGCGAGAUUUCGCGGAUUUAGUUAACACAGUUUCCUGUCGAAUGCGAAAAUCGUGGCUGACCUGUAUGUUUGUAUGUCUAAUCGGUUCGAUUGGUACUCUAGUUCUAGGACAUGAUUUUUUAGUUACCGCACACAGAAUACUAUAUAUUUCAAAGUUUCAGUGUUACCCGUUUUGUUAGUUCAUGGGGUUCUGCUUUAGUUUAAUUUAGUUCGUAAGGGCCACACACCUGGAGCAGAGCUGCCUGCGCGUGCCCACGUGCCCACCACCCACUACAGUGAACGCUAGGAACACAGACCCACUCACCAAAACGAAGAGAACGGCAAGAAAGGCGAGGAGGUCACUCAUCACUCGAACAUGUACUGCAAAGUCUAGUUUAGUUAAUGUAAAUUAUUUUAUACAAUACUUGUAAAUGGUAAUAAGUAAAACGAACAGUUUAACGAAA
Messenger RNA from Drosophila sechellia, 2817 nucleotides. It is a transcript of the gene sina, whose product is annotated as E3 ubiquitin-protein ligase sina. Gene Ontology annotation, biological process: proteasome-mediated ubiquitin-dependent protein catabolic process; multicellular organism development. The record is from RefSeq and is a predicted model, not a curated record. Gene Ontology annotation, molecular function: ubiquitin conjugating enzyme binding; ubiquitin protein ligase activity; zinc ion binding. Lineage: Eukaryota; Metazoa; Arthropoda; Insecta; Diptera; Drosophilidae. Gene Ontology annotation, cellular component: cytoplasm. The transcript is spliced from 2 exons. Bases 901 to 1845 code for a protein of 314 amino acids.